AUGGCGAACUUUGUUUCUGUCGGGGACAUAUUGCGAGGAAGUAAGUUGGCCUGGGAGCUUUAUAACUUGGGCUGGAAUCAAGACCUCCAAGCAAGCACUCAAUACAACGACUUCGGCAACGAUGUGCGAAAUCUCGGAAGUAACCUUGACGCGAUUCUCGAGGUCGUCCAAAAUGCUUCGCAGCAGACCUCGCGCAACGAGCGGCGGCGGGAUGCAAUCAACUGGGAUUUAUCCUCAAUCAAAGAGAUCAUUGGCGACUACGAAAGGACUUUGCAUGAUACGAGACAGGUGCUGCAUGAAAACAAGCAAUUCAGCCACGGCAGGAAUGCUUUGGUGAACAUUGAAUGGAACAUCAAUGUAAUGCCUAGAGUGAAUCGGCUUCGUGAGCGGAUUAGCUUCCAUAACUCCAAGAUCUCUAUCCUGCUGAAACCGCUCGAGAUAAAGCUGCUGUCCGCUAUACGAGACGACCUUGCAGAUGUACACCAUGAUCUUACGGAACAGAUCGGCGCGCUGCGUCGGGAAUUACGUGGUAUCCUCGUCCCGAAUGUUGACGCAGCAAUCGCUCAGCAAGAAUCCCAAGAAACUAGCAUGCUAGACGUACCACCUGCCAUCACUGCAAAAUUCCGAGAGAAUGCCAGCGUUGGUCAUCCGGACUUCAGUACUUCUGGGAAUAUACCGCUACAAGAUGGAGCAGACGCACUUCUCCGCUUGUUCAAGAGAAGUACUCUUGAAUUUAAGCCUGGCCGUUACGUGCGGGAUAAGGCGCCUUCACCGUUACAGUACCUCAACUUGCUCAAAUGCGUAUGGUUGAUGCAAGAGCUGCGGAGGAGCAGCGAGUUCACCAACAUCAACACAUGCUCACACUGGCCCGGAUACAUCAAACAGCUGGGCGAGGACUUAUCAAAGGAGUGCCAGCGAUUCACGCGCGAAGAACUUAUACAGCCUGCCUUGCAAGAUCUUACUGCGGACGACUUCUGUAUCUGGUUUCAAGAUGAAGUGCCCAGCAUCUUACCUCCGAGUCACGAAACUGUCAUGCUGGAGGAAGUACUCAACAUUCCAUUCCAACCCCCAUCACACCAGACCAUAGGCAAGCUGAGGCUUCUGCGUGCCGAUACGAACCGCUACCAGAUGAUUGAGACAGCUGAGGACCGCAUCGCGAGGAUACCACGCGACGAUGCUCGUAAAAGCUACUUCAGUCUCAACUCCGUGCAGCUCAUCCCUCUAUAUGCUAUCCCUGGAUCGCAGGACGCGCUCACUGUUACGUUGCAGACGGAUACCACCAUCACUACCCUAACCUUCCGAGAUACAAAGCACAUACUCAAGUUACAGCACGUCAUCACGGGCUACAAAGCUUACGAGUACUACGACCAGCCUAAUGUGCAGGUCACGUCAGUCUUCUCGGGAUCAAUAUCUCAGGUGGAAGAUGGCCGGCUCCAGCUUUGGCUGCCAAAGGACGUGCAAGGCCGUAUACAGUCAGCAUCAAUGGUAGACACGUUAUCGGCGUCAUCUAGGCACAGUGCGGUACCGAACAAGUUACGCUCUACCAGUUUAGGCGCUGUCAACGGGCUUUCCUUACAGACGUCUGGCUUGUCGGCCAGCGUCGAUGCCACGAAUCGACUGUAUCUUUACACUCCUCCAAGUGCCAGCGAACCUAAUGCAAGCAACGUGUCAUUCCCUGCUUCUCCGGCAAGUCCAGCGUCAGCUUUACUCAACGUCCCUGGAGGCGGAAGUCCACUCACCGCGACAGCCCGUUCAAUAAACAGUCAAGUUAGUCGUAGCAGCAGAGCGAGCGUCUCCUCAAUCAGCACAGGUCCGGGGACAGGGCUGGUUCAUGAGAAACCACUCAAGCCGAUACUCAUCAUGUAUCUCAAAAGCCAGGACGGAAGAAACAGAUUAUCUUUCUUGACUAUACAGAUAGACGAUAUGACACACAUCAACUGGGAGCGCUGCGAUUGCCGCAAAGGUCGAAACGACUGCCACAUCGCCGCCAUCGAACGCCGGUCCGGCGCCCUACUCGCCCAGCGGUAUGAAUCAGGGCACGACUCUGCUGGCUGGAACGUGGCUGCUAUUGGCAGAUCUCAGCGCAGAGAACUACCCGAGUUCGAGUGCAAGAAUCUGAAGCGUAUCAGCCUCAGGUUCCAAAAUCCGAAGGAGCGUGAAACAUUCGGCGGCAAAAUGUGUAGCUGCAACCCCAAAGUGCAGGCUAAAGAGAAAGACUGCGUACUUAGCCACCAAGGCCUUUUUGGACAAGUUCGGCAGAUCGGCAAGCACCGGCUAGAAGACUACCACAGCGCUCGCCAGGAAAACAGUCGCCAGAGCAUCGUGAUUGGCCAAAUGCUAGACCACGCUGGCGGCUGA
Messenger RNA from Coniosporium apollinis CBS 100218, 2358 nucleotides. RefSeq lists its product as uncharacterized. NCBI's taxonomy places the organism in Eukaryota, Fungi, Ascomycota, Dothideomycetes. The record is from RefSeq and is a predicted model, not a curated record. The transcript has 10 exons. Bases 1 to 2358 code for a protein of 785 amino acids.